AGUCUCACCAACCAAUUGUAUUUCAGCAGCUAUAACCUUGACAGUUCUAAACGUUGAGCAUUAUUAUUUUUCCAUCACAAUUUGAAUACAUUUGGUCUAACGAUGAGUUAAUCGUUAUAGCGUGAAUGGUAUUCUUGUUUAAGAUCAAUGUUGUUCAAUAGUGGAUGCGUUGUUGUGAUUGUCUACUUCUUUCUGUCUCCAACAGUUCGUUCACGUAAUCAUGUAGAAACUGAAAGUAGCGUGGAAAAAUCACUUAUUCGCGUAAUAUUAGAACGUUAUAAACAAAAUGGUGUUGUUGGAAGACCUGUAAAUGAUAGUCGGCUGAAAGUGGUUGUUCAAUAUGGCCUUCAACUGAUUCAGCUUCUUGGACUCGAUGAAAAUAAACAAGUUUUAAGAACAAACUGUUGGGCGGUAUAUAGAUGGAGUGAUUCUUUAUUGAAAUGGAAUGCAAGUCAGUAUGGUGGUAUCAAAGAAUUAAGGAUAUUUCCACAUCAAAUAUGGACACCUGAUAUAAAACUCUAUAAUUUUGCUGAUGAACGUUUACAGGAAUUUCGAGAAGGUCGUUUAGUAGUAGAUAGCAGUGGCAAUAUACUGUGGAUCCAACAGGCAUUAUUCAGAAGCACAUGUCAAGUUGAAAUUACAUACUUUCCAUUUGAUAGCCAGGUUUGUAUGUUAGAGUUCGGUUCAAUGGCAUAUGAUAAAACUCAAUUAGAUUUGAACUGGUGGAUACCGGACGGUAGUGAUACACCAAUGCCAUAUAUUGACUUCUCAGAUUAUGUGCCUGCAAAUGAUUGGUUUACAGAUGGAGAAGCAGAACGCCAUAUUAGGCACGAAGAUCGAGUACAUCAGUUACGGUCGGUAAAACGGUAUCGAGUUAGAGAACAUUUAAUUGGAUCAACAAAACACGAAAGAUAUUAUCCAGUACUACGCUAUUUAAUACGUAUUUAUCGUAAUCCAAGUUUUCACUUGUUUAUUUUAAUUGUUCCAUGUUUGCUAUUAUCACUGCUAAGUUUGGUGGUCUUUUGGUUACCACCAGACUCGGCGGCUAAAAUGAUGUUAGGCAUUAACAUCUUCGUUGGAUUUUUCGUAUUGCUAUUACUGUUGGCAAAAUCAAUGCCAAGUGCAAUUAAGAAUUUCCCCAUAAUAGGUAUUUUCUUUUGUUUAAAUAUGGUCAUGGUCACAUUGUCGAUAUUUAUGGCUACGUGGGUAGUAAAUCUAUUUUACAAAGGAAAUGAAGGUCAAGCAGUUCCAUUUUGGAUUCGUCGAUUUAUUAUCGAUGGAUUAGGACGUAUGCUAGGAAUUCGACAAAUAAUCCCAUUAAUUGAUAAAUCAGAACGUUUAUAUCCGGAAAUUUCUUCUGUUACAAUUUCAAUAAGUGGAACCAACUUAUUAAAACAUACCAACAAUCAUCAUGAUAAAAUCAACACAAACUAUUCUUGUUUCAAUGAUUCACAGAUGAAAUAUGCUAACCAAAGCAUUAAUUCAAGUGAUAAACAACAACUGGACAAUAUUUGUUUAUCGAAUGAAAUAUUUUCGGAUCAUAAAACUGAAAUCAAUCAUAGUGCAUUAAAACAACAUUCACGUAAAAUAAAAGAAUCAUUGCAACAAAUCAAUAUUAAACAAAUAAAAUCUGCACAUAAAACGUCCUUAGGCGCUGAAUGGCGUAUCCUGGCUUUGAUUAUUGAUCGGUUAUUUUUCAUUAUCUAUUUAUUCACAUUGAUUACUAUUGCUGCUGUUGUCAUUUUCAAGACUGAUCUACCGGACACAACGUUACAAUUAAUAAAUCGUAAUGUAGUUGAUCUGCAAUAAUGUACACAUAUUAGUCAUGUGUUCUGUCUGUUAUUUAUCUCACUGAGGCUGUAUUUUAAUGGUGUAUUGUACGAAAAAUAGUUUUUUUUCUUAAUAAUACUAUUUAUCAAUGUGUUACUGGCCUUUAUUAAUCAUGAUACAUGGUAAUCAUACAUAAACCAAUCAAGCAUUAAUAAUAUUCUGUAAAAUAUUCACUUCCGAAUGUGUACAAUUUAUUUUACAAUGAUUAGAUAUAAGAGCAAGCUAUCAUUACGUCAUUGAUUCUCGUUCCUUUAUGUUAUAUUAUCAGUUAUUUAUUAACGCACUAAUAAGAUUAUUCUAGUAAAUAUACAAUUUAAUGUCACAAUGUGAAGCAAUCUCCAGUGUGACACAACAUGAAAAUGAAUAAUCUGUUUGGAAAACAAACAGUUCGUUGGUUUAUUCAAUCUUAAGUGAUUAACUAAUAAAAAAUUGAUGUAAAUGUUCUUGAACCUUUUUUUGUGAAAAUUUUGACUAAAUUUCUUUUUUGAUUAAAACAUAUUUAAUUUAGUGCUCAUACCUGUAUUUAUAUUAAAUUUUUAUUUGGUUAAUACAACCAAGAAGUUCAAAAUUUAAACUGAACAUAUAUAGAUACGAUGAUAUUAGUUAUUAUAUGAAACACAAACAUAAUAUUCUAUGAAGUUACCUAAGUCAACUGUGAUCAUUGUUAAUAAUAAUACAUUUCUAACAACAUAUCUACUCAUUUAAGACAAUUUCUGUACUAUAUACACCAUAAAAUAUGCACUCACUUGUAAUAUCAUGUUUUGGUAACAUUUAUUAUCUGAACUAUUUCAGUGUUUUGGAGGAUAACAUCAGCGAAUCUCUAUUCACUUGUUAAC
Molecule: messenger RNA, 2666 nt
Organism: Schistosoma turkestanicum
Lineage: Eukaryota; Metazoa; Platyhelminthes; Trematoda; Strigeidida; Schistosomatidae
Source: the annotation of a GenBank genome assembly